AGGUAAACUAACGGUUAAAAUCUUUAGACCCUUUGUUAACGGUUAAAGUGAACAGGAAUUAUAACCCGUAAGGUGUGGACUGACUAUGGCCCAACUUUGAUCAGCAGCGUUGUGUGAGUUGGUUUUGCUGUCCUUCAUUCACGUCGACAUAGAUUCGGUAUGUCAAUCUUUGUCUCAUGUUCCCGCGAAAUAUAACUUUGCUUCCCAAAAUCAUUCCAUUCAUUAUAAAACCUGUGUUUAUCAGCUACACUAUCUUUUGUGUGUAAUUGCGUCAGUCAGUAAUUGAAUUCGCUUUGCUUCUCUCUGAGUCAUUUUCACAAACACCUUUCGCUCAAGGUUUAAAUUAUAUUUAUGCGCUCUAUCAAAUUUCAAUACAUUGAUUUCCUUAUUUUCCAAUAAUGAUAAGAAUCAGAUCUAAACUAUCGGUAUUCACUGUUGUGUUAUCACACAUAAGGAAAAACCCAUUCACUGUUAAUCACUGUGAUAUAGUUCAGAAUCCUCUUAUGAGUGUUUCUUUCAAUGUUUUUAACUCUUCAAAUUAUGACACUUUUUUAGCACCGCCAAAAUUUGGUUUCUCAGUUAGUCCCUUUUCUACUGAAUCCUCAACCAAAAGCCUUCAAGUCUCCCCGAAUGCCCCGGUAUUAGUAGGAUUGGAUGAGGCAUUGAGUGAUGAUGACGAUAAUGAGAAUGACAAUGACGACAACGACGAUGAUAAGAAUAGUACUCAGUUACAUUUAAGGGAUGAAGGUUUUGUCCAAGAUGUUAAGACCAUUUUGGAUAUAAUUCACAAACCGGGUUCUGGACCUUAUGAAAUUAAGCACAAGCUUGAGGGUUGCUGUGUUAAGGUAUCAUCAGAGUUGGUUGUGGAUGUUCUUUCGAGAAUUCGCAAUGAUUGGGAAGCAGCUUUCACUUUUUUCUUGUGGGCAGGGAAGCAACCUGGGUAUGCUCAUUCGGUUCGUGAAUAUCAUUCAAUGAUAUCCGUCCUUGGUAAAAUGAGGAGGUUUGAUACUGCUUGGACUUUAAUUGAAGAAAUGAGGAGGGGGAGAAAUGGUGAAUCUAUUGUCACCCCACAAACUCUCUUGAUUAUGAUAAGGAAAUACUGUGCUGUUCAUGAUGUUGGAAGGGCUAUAAACACUUUCUACGCUUUUAAACGGUUUAACUUUCAAGUUGGAUUGUAUGAAUUUCAAGGGCUUCUUUCUGCGCUUUGCCGGUAUAAGAAUGUGCAGGAUGCUGAGCACUUACUGUUCUGCAACAAAAAUGUUUUCCCACUUGAUAUCAAAAGCUUUAAUAUCAUUCUUAAUGGAUGGUGCAAUUUGAUCGUUAGUACGCGCAAUGCAGAAAGGGUUUGGGAGGAGAUGAGUAAGAGAGGAAUCCGACAUGAUGUUGUCUCAUACGCAAGUAUCAUAUCUUGCUAUUCAAAGUCUUCUAAACUUUAUAGGGUUCUCCAGCUGUUUGAACAAAUGAAGAAAAGGAAUAUCACUCCUGAUCGGAAGGUUUAUAAUGCGGUCAUUUUUUCGCUUGCGAAGAAUAGGCUUGUGAAAGAAGCUGUAAAUCUUAUUAGAACAAUGGAAGACAACAAUGUUACUCCAGAUGCCAUUACUUACAACUCCCUGAUCAAGCCGCUUUGCAAAAACCGCAAAAUUGAUGAAGCUAAAGAAAUUUUUGAUGAAAUGUUGAAGCGACGAAUAUCCCCGUCUAUUCGGACUUUUCAUGCUUUCUUCCGAAUAUUAAGAGUCAAGGAAGAAGUAUUUGAGCUUUUGGACAAAAUGAAAGAGCAAGGGUGCAACCCAACUAUUGAGACUUAUAUAAUGUUGAUAAGAAAGUUUUGCCGCUGGCGCCAGCUUGAUGAAGUCAAUAAGAUAUGGAAUGCAAUGGUGGAAGAUGGAAUCGGCCAUGAUCGUAGUUCGUAUAUUGUACUGAUUCAUGGCCUGUUUCUGAAUUAUAAGGUGGAGGAAGCGUACAAAUAUUAUAUAGAGAUGCAAGAGAAAGGUUUCCUACCGGAACCAAAGACCGAAAAUAUGCUUCAGGCAUGGCUUUCUGGAAGACAAGUAACAGAGGGCCAGGUAACAGAUUUAGAACACAAUCAAUUGGAACAUGGUAGUCCUAGAAAGAAUGUCAAACCUAUACCUAGUAAAUUUGAUAAGGAAAAAGAUUUUCUUCGCGAACCCGAGACGAGAAGCGUAACAAGAGAAGGGGGCUUUUCUUUCUGGGAGAAGUAAAUCCUUAUCAUUCAAGAGGUUCAAUUGCAUUUCCUUUAUCUAUGAUGAAGGUGACACUCAUUGAUCUCUACUUUUCAAAUUUGAUCGCAUGCUCCAACCAGGUGCUUGGAAUGCAUUUUUCUUAAGAGCUGCAAGAUUUAUGCAACUUUUAACAACCCAGGUUUGUUAAUUGUUACAAAAUCGGAAACUUUGGCUUAAUUUGUAGUUAUAUAAAUGUCAUUGUACUGCUAGCCUUGGGGGAUUGUUGUCACAUGGGAGCUGAAUUUUGUUGCUUAUAUGUAUCUUUAAGCGCCUCGCCAAUGGUAGAAUCAAUUUAAAGUUCUUAAUUUAUUUUUAGCCGGCCCUACAGUUUUACAUUAAUUUGAUGAACAUCAACAUCAUUUCACUCUACCGAUGCAACUCUGUAAAGAGGUUAAAAUGUAUUUUGCAUGUUAUUUCAAAUAUUUAUAUGUUUUAUAAUGAGUUACACAAUUGACCUCACAAUUUUUUAAUGGUUACGAACCAGUUCUUAUAUGUGGCAUGAUGGCAUCUGUGUCAUCCACCUCCAAUAGUAGAACUUGUAAGAACUGGUUUAUCUCUAUGAACCUUACUAAUUAAGAACUGCCAAUGGAGAUAAUUUCCAAUCCAGUGGAGCUUGAAACUUAAAUCACUGUCUUCUGU
Molecule: messenger RNA, 2879 nt
Organism: Trifolium pratense (red clover)
Lineage: Eukaryota; Viridiplantae; Streptophyta; Magnoliopsida; Fabales; Fabaceae
Product: pentatricopeptide repeat-containing protein At5g15010, mitochondrial-like
Exons: 1
Coding region: 399-2219 (606 amino acids)
Molecular function (GO): protein binding
Source: RefSeq, a predicted model, not a curated record